GUAAAACACUUUGGAUUUCAUUUCGAUCGUUUACUCAUCCGAUUUUUUGUUUAAUGAAAUCUUUUUUUUUCAGCUACGAACUAUUUUCUCCCUAUCGUUCAAUAUUUCAUUGAACGUGCAACAAGAUCAUAGGUUUCUGAUACAAAAGUGGCUAUCCAGGUCUCUCUUGUUUGGUCUGUGAUGGAUAACAUCAAUUUUGAAACCUCAAAUGCUUCACAAGGAAGCCGGCUACACUUGCACUCGCAAUCGCAACCUCCCCAGCUGUUUAAUUUACAAGACGUGAAUAUGAACCAUUACAAUCAAUCAUCUCCAUGGACCAGCGAGACGUUCUCGGGUUAUACUCCAUACGAUUGCACAGCCAAUCAAUCUCUCUCCGUGCAAUGUUCGUCUUCAAAACCCAAUCAUGCCUUGUUUCAUCCUUACCAUCAUGAUCAAUCUUCGGAUCAUCCAUCAGAAGACCAAUCCCAGUCGAUGGUUCCUAUGCAACUUCUUCAGGAUCAAUAUUUAAAGCCAUUAUAUCAAAAAUCAUGUGCUAAUGAUUUCGCCGCAACAAAUGCUUCAUCAUCCUCAUACUCUCUUUCUUUUGAUGCAAGUCAAGAUCCACAAGAACUAUGCAGGAGGACCUAUAGUACUUCUAAUGUAACACAACUUCAUUUCUCAUCAUCACAUCACCAUGCUAAGCAAACACAUCCAAGAUUUUCUUCUCAUUCCUUCUCAGCCCAUGGAGGCUCCAUGGCUCCUAAUUGUGGGACGGUUGGGAACAAGACAAGGAUAAGGUGGACUCAAGAUCUUCAUGAGAAGUUCGUGGAAUGCGUUAACCGCCUUGGUGGUGCUGAUAAGGCAACACCCAAAGCGAUACUGAAGCUGAUGGAUUCUGAAGGACUCACAAUAUUUCAUGUUAAAAGCCAUCUACAGAAGUAUAGGAUUGCGAAAUACAUCCCUGACUAUCAAGAAGGCAAGUUUGAGAAGGGAUCUUGUUCAAAAGAGCUGUCUCAGCUUGACACAAAAACUGGAGUGCAAAUUAAAGAGGCUCUCCAGCUUCAGCUAGACGUUCAGAGGCAUCUUCAUGAACAACUAGAGAUUCAAAGAAACCUGCAACUAAGAAUCGAAGAACAAGGGAAGCAAUUGAAAAUAAUGAUAGAGCAACAACAAAAGACAAAAGAGUGUCUUCUUCUCAAGUCACCAAACGCUGAAGCAUCGUUGUCUCUCUCUGCUUCUGAUCACUCUCCUCCGCCUUUCUCAAUACAAGAUGCAGAAGCCCUGAUGCUAAAAACUUAUGGAGACACUCAAUCCCAAUCAAAGAUAAGCUGAACAAUGAGAGAUUGGCUAAAUAGAAAAUGCCUAACUAAAGCAUGUUUUUUUACUCUAUUUAAAGUGAUGCAUGUAACGUUAUAAGAGUCACGACAAGAGAAUGUCCAAAGUGCUACACACACUAACACUUGGAAACAGAAUCAGGUACUUAAAUGUGUGCAAGUGGUGUGUGGAGUCUUAGUCAUAUAUAGACUGAUAUAUAGAUGUGUGAGAUUAUUCUUAAUUAACUAUGUGCUUUUAAAAAUUCAAACGA
Messenger RNA from Brassica oleracea var. oleracea, 1564 nucleotides. RefSeq names its product transcription repressor KAN1-like. Bases 181 to 1311 code for a protein of 376 amino acids. Gene Ontology annotation, molecular function: DNA binding; DNA-binding transcription factor activity. The transcript is spliced from 7 exons. Lineage: Eukaryota; Viridiplantae; Streptophyta; Magnoliopsida; Brassicales; Brassicaceae. The record is from RefSeq and is a predicted model, not a curated record.